Molecule: messenger RNA, 5688 nt
Organism: Phascolarctos cinereus (koala)
Lineage: Eukaryota; Metazoa; Chordata; Mammalia; Diprotodontia; Phascolarctidae
Gene: PTPN23
Product: protein tyrosine phosphatase non-receptor type 23
Biological process (GO): early endosome to late endosome transport; protein dephosphorylation; protein transport to vacuole involved in ubiquitin-dependent protein catabolic process via the multivesicular body sorting pathway
Cellular component (GO): endosome
Molecular function (GO): protein binding; protein tyrosine phosphatase activity
Source: RefSeq, a predicted model, not a curated record
UCCGGCGUGGCGUGGAGUGGUGGGGAGUGGUGCGGCUGGCUUAGGCUCGCCUGAGCUCCUCUGCCCUGGGCUCGAGGCUGAGGCGGGUGGGUGGGCUCUCCAGGUCAGUGACUGGUACAUCCCCCCCCCCCAACCCCACCCUUCUGCCCCCGCCCCCGGCGCCCGAGGGGAGUGGUCCCCAACCCCGACCAGCCAUGGAGGCCGUGCCUCGCAUGCCCAUGAUCUGGCUGGACCUGAAGGAGGCCGGCGACUUCAACUUCCAGCCGGCCGUGAGAAAGUUCGUCUUGAAGAAUUAUGGUGAGAACCCAGAGACCUACAAUGAGGAGCUGAAGAAGCUGGAGCUGCUUAGACAGAAUGCAGUCAGGGUUCCUCGGGACUUUGAGGGCUGUAGCAUCCUGCGGAAGUACCUGGGCCAGCUCCAUUACCUGCAGAGCCGAAUCCCUAUGGGUUUGGAGAAUGAGGCAGCUGUCCCCAUCACAUGGACAGAGAUCUUUUCUGGGAAGUCAGUGACCCACGAGGACAUCAAGUACGAGCAGGCCUGCAUCCUGUACAACCUAGGGGCUCUUCACUCCAUGUUGGGCGCCAUGGACAAGAGGGUGUCUGAGGAGGGCAUGAAGGUUUCUUGCACCCAUUUCCAGUGUGCAGCAGGUGCUUUCACUUACCUACAGGAGCACUUCCCUCACUCGUACAGUGUGGAUAUGAGCCACCAGAUCCUCAACCUCAACAUCAACCUCAUGCUGGGCCAGGCUCAGGAAUGCCUCCUGGAGAAGUCAAUGCUGGACAAUCGAAAGAGUUUCCUGGUGGCUCGCAUCAGUGCACAGGUGGUUGUUUACUACAAGGAGGCCUGCCGGGCCCUGGAAAACCCUGAGACUGCCUCACUGCUGGGCAAGGUCCAGAAAGACUGGAAGAAACUGGUACAGAUGAAGACCUGCUAUUUUGCCGCUGUGGCUCAUCUGCACAUGGGGAAACAAGCUGAGGAACAGCAGAAAUUUGGAGAGAGGGUGGUCUACUUCCAGAGUGCCCUGGACAAACUUAAUGAAGCCAUUAAAUUGGCAAAGGGACAACCUGAAACUGUACAGGAUGCUCUGCGCUUCACUAUGGAUGUCAUUGGUGGAAAGUUCAAUUCAGCCAAGAAGGACAACGACUUCAUCUACCAUGAGGCUAUUCCUGCACUGGACACCCUGCAGCCUGUAAAAGGAGCCCCCUUGGUGAAGCCCCUUCCUGUGAAUCCUACUGAUCCAGCUGUCACUGGCCCUGACAUUUUUGCCAAGUUGGUGCCUAUGGCUGCCCAUGAGGCCUCUUCACUGUACAGUGAGGAGAAGGCCAAGCUGCUUCGUGAGAUGAUGGCCAAAAUUGAUGCCAAGAACGAGGUCCUAGACCAGUUCAUGGACUCCCUGCAGCUAGAUCCCGAGACGGUAGAUAAUCUGGAUGCAUAUAACCACAUCCCACCCGUGCUCAUGGAGAAGUGUGCGGCCCUCAGCGUUCGGCCCGACACGGUGAAGAAUCUUGUUCAGUCCAUGCAGGUGUUGUCAGGAGUCUAUACAGAUGUAGAAGCUUCCCUGAAGGAGGUCAAGGGCCUGCUAGAGGAGGAUGAGCUUCUGGAGCAGAAGGUCCAGGAAGCAUCUGGGCAGCCAGGAGCAGUUCCAGCUGGGGGGCUGGCUGAGGUAAGCCGAGAGUGGGCCAAAUACAUGGAAGUGCACGAGAAGGCCUCCUUCACCAACAGUGAGCUGCAUCGGGCCAUGAACCUGCACAUUAGCAACUUACGGCUGCUGAGCGGGCCACUGGACCAAGUGCGCGCUGCCCUGCCCUCUCCAGCCCUCACCCCUGAUGACAAGGCUGUGCUGCAGAACCUCAAGCGUAUCCUGGCCAAGGUGCAGGAAAUGAGGGACCAGCGCCUAUCCUUGGAGCACCAGCUCCGAGAGUUGAUCCAGAAGGAUGACAUCACCACUUCCCUGGUCACCACAGACCGUUCAGAGAUGAAGAAGCUCUUUGAAGAACAGCUCAAGAAGUAUGACCAGCUCCGUGUGUACCUGGACCAAAACCUAGCUGCCCAGGAGAAUAUCCUCAAGGCGCUGACAGAGGCCAACGUACAGUAUGCAGCUGUUCGUCGAGCACUUACGGAGCUGGAGCACAAGUGGAACUCCACACUGCAGACCUUGGUGGCCUCCUAUGAGGCCUAUGAGGAUUUAAUGAAGAAGUCCCAGGAGGGAAAGGAUUUCUAUGCUGAUCUGGAGAGCAAGGUGGCCGCUCUGCUGGAACGGGCCAAGGCUGCAUGCCAGGCCCGAGAAGCUGCAUUCCAACAGCUCCUCAGCAGGGAACUGAAAAAGAAACCUCCGCCCCGGCCUACCGCCCCAAAGCCACUACUAGCCCGAAAGGAAGAAGGGGAAGUUAUAGAGCCUGGGGAUCUGCCCGAGGAGCUCCGCAGCUUGCCUCCUGACAUGCUGGCCACCCACCUGGCUGCCUUUCCCACUGGAGCCCUCCCCAGUGAUGCCUUUUUGGGAGCUGGAGCUGUUAUGCCUUUCCCCUCUGGCCAUUUUACUGUCCCUGGGUCCCACUAUAUUCCCAGCCAGGGUCCCAGCCCUUUCCCCCCAGGUACCUACUCUGGGCCUCCACCUCUACUACAACCCUCAGCCCCUCAGCUACAGGACUGCCCCUGCCAGUUGGCUCCAGGGCCCCGCCUCUAUCCAGCUCCCACUUACACCCCAGAGCCUGGCCUAAUUCCUGGUUCAUCUCCUCAACACAGGGUAGUAAGCAGCCACUAUGCACUAGGGCCUCCUGGAUCCAGUGGGGGUGUCCCCACAGCCCCCCCGCCCCGAUUUAUGGGCCCUGAGCUGGCUCCAGGGAUCCGUCCUGCCACUACCACAGUGGACAGCAUCCAGGCCCCCAUCUCAAGCUACACGGCCCCCAGGCCUGGGCCUAGCCCAAGCCCAGCCCCCACCAGGCCCUGCUACUCUGCCUCCCAGCAAGGACUCCCAACAGUACCUUAUCCUUACCCUGUAGGGGUUUGCCAACCUUUCACCCCCUCUUCGGCCCAGCUUCCUUUUCCCCCAGCUCCCCGUGGUGAGUUGCAGCCUCGGCCCCAAACCUAUGCCUCCCAAGUGCCCUUCGUUCCUCAGCCUCGACCCCCAGCCCCAAUUCAGCACCCACCUGUCUUCCCUCCCCAGACCAGGGUCCCUGCUCCCACUGCCCAGCAGCCACCUUUUCCUUUCGUUACCCAGCCUGCUGUCAUGGGGCAGCUCCCGCCACCUUUGCGUACCCAUCUUUACCCACUUCCUUCCCAGGAUCCUUUACCCCCCCAUUCAGGAGCCUUGCCUUUCCCCACUCCAGCCCCACCUCAGACUCCCCAUGCUCCACUUCCUGGAGUUCAACCCCUUCCCGCAGGCACUUCAGCCAUACCCUAUUGCCCAGCCCCAGCUUCUAGGACCCAGGGUCCCCAGGCCCCCUCACUCCCCAGUCAGUUGCCCCCUGGCACUCCAUUACCCCUCCGGGGCCCCCCACCCUCCAGCCAACCUUCUCCAAGCCCUCAUCCUGUGCCUUCACCAGCCCCAUCCCCGGGGCCGGGCCCUACCACACCACACCCUUCCCAGACAGAACCACCACCAUUCCAACGCUGCAACUCGUCUACCGCUGAUCUGCUCUCAUCCAGCCCCGAGAGCCAGCAUGGGGGGUCCCAACCCCCUGGUGGAGGACACCCUUUGCUCCAGCCCACCAAGGCAGAUGCCACAGAGGGCCAGCGGCCCCAAGCUCUGCGACUGAUAGAGUGUGACCCUUAUGAGCAGCCACAGAGGCUCCAGCAACUGCAGGAGGAGCUGGAGGCAUUCCGAGGGCUACUGAGUGGUGGGGCAGGGGCUCUAGAUGCAGUCUGGCGAGAGCUGCAGGAAGCCCAGGAACGGGAUGCCCGAGGCCGCUCUAUUGCCAUUGCGCGUUGCUAUUCUCUCAAGAACCGGCACCAGGAUGUCAUGCCCUAUGAUAGUAACCGGGUAGUGCUUCGUUCAGGCAAGGAUGAUUAUAUCAAUGCCAGCCGGGUGGAAGGACUCUCCUCAUACUGCCCUCCAUUGAUAGCCACCCAGGCUCCACUGCCUGGCACUGCAGCUGACUUCUGGCUCAUGGUGCAUGAACAGAAGGUGUCCGUCAUUGUUAUGUUGGUUUCAGAGGCAGAGAUGGAAAAGCAGAAAGUGGCUAAGUAUUUUCCCACCGAGCGGGGCCAGCCUCUGGUCCAGGGCCCUCUAAGCCUGGUGCUGAGCAGUGUCCGGACCACAGACACCCACGUGGAACGUGUGCUGAGCCUGCAGUUCAGAGACCAAAGCCUCAAACGCUCUCUCGUACACCUGCACUUCCCCACUUGGCCAGAGCUGGGCCUCCCAGACAGCCCAGGGAACUUGCUUCGCUUCAUCCAGGAGGUGCACACCCACUACCUGCAUCAGCGGCCUUUGCACACCCCCAUUGUGGUGCACUGCAGUUCUGGGGUAGGCCGCACCGGAGCCUUUGCGCUGCUGUAUGCUGCUGUGCAGGAAGUAGAAGCUGGCAAUGGAAUUCCUGCCCUGACGCAGCUGGUCCGGCGGAUGCGGCAACAGCGGAAGCACAUGUUACAGGAGAAGCUGCACCUCCGAUUUUGUCACGAAGCAGUGCUGAGACAUGUAGAGCAGGUGCUCCAGAGGCACGGGGUGGCACCCCCUUCUGCCUGCAGACCCCUUGCUAACUCCAGUGUGGCCCAGAAGGCAUAUCUGCCCCAGGACCCCCAGGACCUAGUGCUGGGUGCAGACAUGCCCAUCAGCUCCAUCCAAGCCACCAUUGCCAAGCUUAGCAUCCGGCCCCAAGGGGGCGGGCAGGAGCCCCCUCCUCUGGCCUUUGCUAGUCCUUCUGAGCCUCUUAGUCUACCACACCCAACCUCCUGGAGCUCACCAGUCCCCCCUUCACCUUCUCCUCCUUCCUCCCCUCAGCCAGAGAUUCCUGAGCCUAAGGAGGAGAACCAGAUCCCUGCAGCACCUAGUCCUGGGCCUUCCACUUCUUCUCUAGAGCUAUUGGCCUCCCUGACUCCUGAGGCCUUCUCCCUGGACAGCUCCCUGCGGGGGAAGCAACGCAUGAACAAGCAGAGCUUCCUGCAGGCUCAUAAUGGGCAAGGACUUCGAGGCACUGGCCCCAGUGAUGACCCUCUCAGCCUUUUGGACCCACUCUGGACCCUAAAUAAGACAUGAAUUGGACCUAGAGGCACGGAUGUCCAAUGGCUUCUAACUCCCUACACUACAUGUUUUUCUUUAAACCUGCUAAGUCCCUAAUCCAAAACCUGAGCUGCCUCUUUUCUGGAACAGGGAAAUACUUCCAACCCUUCCCCGGGGCCCCCAGGGAAAGGAUCUGGAGGUUUGCCAAGGGGCCAGGGUAGAGGAGGAGGAUUCAGCAACUGUAGAGGAACAAUUCAGGGGAGAAGAGUCAAACCCCACCCCUCCCCAACAAUUCUUGUUGCCUUUAAGCCCUGGUCUAGUGGAAGUCCUCCUAGGAUGAUCAUUUCUCUUGACUGCAUGGAGCUGCAGAGGAGACAUCAGCACUCACUUCUUGCCCUUCACUAACGACCCGACUCUUGGGGGCAAAGUGGGUGGGGCAGACCGUGAACAAAGUAGCCAUUCUCUUACUUGGGACCUGAAUUUUUUUUUUCCAGCUCUUUGCUACUAAAAUAAACCAACCUAUGUGACA